UAAGCUUUUGACCAAUCAUGAGACUUGUUAUGUUGAUGGUUAUGUCAUCAAUCCGCUGGCCGUCGCACAUGCGGCGACUUUCAACAUGGUGGCAAGACUAAGUUCUCCUGGAGGUGCGUUAAAAGCGGCGCAUUUUAGACAGAUUAGAGGCUGUUCUUACAUUUCAGCUUUUCAAGGCGAAGUAAAGUCAAGUGGUGAUUUACACAAGACGAAUGGCCGUGUGCAAGUACUCCACCUAAACUCAUCAGGUUCAGAUGAAAGAUCGUGGACUGGCGUAGCUUCUAAAACCUUCUUCAACGCUUACAAAUCCAAAAAUUGCCAUCAUGUCAUUAAAGAGAUCAACCUUUGGGACAAGGAUCUUUUACAGUACGAUUUAUCCCACGUAGCAAGCAAAAUGCGAAUGGUGAGUGGUGAAGAUCAACCAUAUGAUAAACAGAAUUUUGAACCAGUGGAAAGGAUGAUCAAAACUUUAUUUUCGGCGGAUAAACUAGUUGUCUCGUGUCCAAUGUGGAAUUACAGCAUUCCAUAUGUUCUAAAACAGUAUAUUGAUUGUGUUGUUCAGCCUGGGUUGACAUUUAGGGAAACAGCAACUGGCCCACGAGGCCUGCUAACUGGACGACUGUUAUUACUGAUUACCUCUUCGGGAGGUGACUAUUCUUCGGGGGAGAUGAAAAAACUUGAUUACCAGGUUCCUUACUUGAAAGAUAUCUUUGGCUUGAUCGGUUUUACUGAUGUAAGGCAUAUUUAUAUAAAAAACACAGCACACGAGAAGCAUGAUAAAUUGAUGAGACUUAUCAACUCAAGUUGCAUUGAAGAAGCUGCCAACUUUUAAAAAUGUACAUGUACAUGUAGCUCGUAAGUGCUAAGGAUAAUUUCUUCAUUUUACACUUAAGCUCUUCAAUGCUAAGGAAAGGUGUACAUGCAAACUUUUCUGAUUUCAUUAUGUCAUGAUGUGUAUGAUCAAAAGUUGAAAACCCAUUGCACAUUGCACCAUUGAGCAGAAGUUGACACAGUAAGGGUAUAGGCUCACUAGCUCUUUUGCUUGCAAGUACAAGGCCAUACCUUCCAUGACCUGAAAUGUGACAAUAAUCACCGUCAAUCAAUGGGAUACAUUGAUGAUUCUAAGCUGCUUCUUGAACUGUCUAGUUAAUUACAUCUGACCUCUCUACUUAAUUACA
Molecule: messenger RNA, 1178 nt
Organism: Orbicella faveolata
Lineage: Eukaryota; Metazoa; Cnidaria; Anthozoa; Scleractinia; Merulinidae
Product: FMN-dependent NADH-azoreductase 1-like
Source: RefSeq, a predicted model, not a curated record